This is a messenger RNA of Cuculus canorus (common cuckoo), 5481 nucleotides long. It is a transcript of the gene USP3, whose product is annotated as ubiquitin specific peptidase 3. Gene Ontology annotation, cellular component: cytoplasm. Gene Ontology annotation, biological process: protein deubiquitination. The coding region runs from base 136 to 1698 and encodes 520 amino acids. The transcript is spliced from 15 exons. Gene Ontology annotation, molecular function: cysteine-type deubiquitinase activity; zinc ion binding. Lineage: Eukaryota; Metazoa; Chordata; Aves; Cuculiformes; Cuculidae. The record is from RefSeq and is a predicted model, not a curated record.
GCGGCGUGGGUCGCGGACGGGAGGGCGGCCGCUCGCAAAGCCCGGCGCGCGGAUCGCUGAGGCGGGUUCUAAGAUGGCUGUUGCGCGCGGGGCGCCGCCGCUGUAGUGCCGCGAGGAGCCGCCGCCCGCCCCGCCAUGGAGUGCCCGCACCUCGGCUCCAGCGUCUGCAUCGCCCCCGACUCCGCUAAGUUCCCGCAGGGCUCGCCCUCCUCCUGGUGCUGCAGCGUGUGCCGGUCAAAUAAAAGUCCAUGGGUCUGUCUGACGUGCUCAAGUGUCCAUUGUGGAAGGUAUGUGAAUGGCCAUGCAAAAAAACAUUAUGAAGAUGCACAGAUUCCUAUGAGCAACCAUAAGAAAACAGAGAAGCAGGAGAAAGUCCAGCAUACUGUGUGUAUGGAUUGCAGUAGUUACAGUACAUACUGUUACCGCUGUGAUGAUUUUGUAGUCAAUGAUACCAAGCUGGGCCUGGUACAGAAGGUCAGAGAGCACCUACAGAACUUGGAAAAUUCAGCCUUUACAUCAGACAGACAUAGGAAAAGAAAACUAUUGGAAAACUCAUCUCUGAACAGCAAGUUAUUAAAAGUAAAUGGAAGCACCACUGCCCUUUGUGCCACAGGCCUUCGGAACCUGGGGAAUACUUGUUUCAUGAAUGCAAUCCUCCAGUCGCUAAGUAACAUUCAGCAGUUUUGCUGUUACUUCAAAGAGUUGCCUGCUGUGGAGCUGAGGAAUGGGAAGACAGCAGGCAGGCGAACUUACCAUACCAGGAGCCAGGGGGAUAACAAUGUUUCACUGGUGGAAGAAUUCAGAAAGACACUCUGUGCUUUAUGGCAAGGAAGCCAAACUGCAUUUAGUCCAGAGUCUUUAUUUUACGUUGUUUGGAAAAUCAUGCCAAAUUUUAGGGGAUACCAGCAACAGGAUGCCCAUGAGUUCAUGCGUUACCUUCUGGACCAUCUACACCUGGAACUCCAGGGUGGCUUCAAUGGUGUUUCCCGUUCAGUAAUUUUGCAAGAAAAUUCUAGUCUGUCUGCAAGCAGCAAAUGUUGCAUAAACGGAGCGUCUACUGUUGUCACAGCCAUUUUUGGAGGUAUUCUUCAAAAUGAAGUCAAUUGCCUAAUAUGUGGGACUGAAUCUAGAAAGUUUGACCCAUUCCUAGACCUUUCGCUAGAUAUUCCAAGUCAGUUCAGAAAUAAACGUGCUAAAAAUCAAGAAAAUGGACCAAUGUGCACACUACGAGAUUGUCUUCGCAGUUUUACAGACCUGGAAGAACUUGAUGAGACAGAGCUCUACAUGUGUCACAAAUGCAAAAAGAAACAGAAGUCCACCAAAAAAUUCUGGAUUCAGAAACUACCAAAGGUGCUAUGCUUACACUUGAAGCGAUUUCACUGGACAGCAUAUCUGAGAAACAAGGUCGAUACCUAUGUUGAGUUUCCCUUACGAGGCCUAGACAUGAAAUGCUACUUGUUAGAGCCCGAGAACAGUGGCCCGGAAAGCUGCCUGUAUGACCUUGCGGCUGUCGUUGUGCAUCAUGGUUCUGGUGUUGGCUCUGGACAUUACACCGCCUACGCAGCUCACGAAGGCCGCUGGUUCCAUUUCAACGACAGUACUGUAACGCUGACUGACGAGGAGACUGUGGUAAAGGCCAAGGCCUACAUCCUCUUCUACGUGGAACGGCAAGCCAAAUCUGGAUCAGAUAAACUUUAAUACCUCCUUUUUAAGUCUCGCUUAUCAAGUCCACCGGACAAUACAUUUCCAUUUUUCCAUAAUACUUGAUCCAAGACUAUUAAUUUCAUUGUGCACUUUUCAAUUUCCUCUUGUGGGUUUUAGUUUUGUUGAAUGGUAGCAUUUGACUUACUGAACUUGGACACAAACUAACUUUUUUUUUUUUAGUUGUACCAGAAAACCUCAGCAGAUUUUGAUUUGCUGCUUUAGUUGUGAUAACUCGAUUUUUAUAUAUAUAGUUUCAUGAAAUACUUAGUUAUUUGACUUUUUUAUAUUAAUGUUUUCAGUUCUCACUUUCUAAAGGCACAUUUACAUCAGAGAAGCUUUCUAUCCUCCUUACAAGCAAGAUAAAUGUGCUUCUGAUUAUGAAGAGCAAUACAACUUUAUGCUGUUCUCACAGCCAUUACAUAGAUAUGAUUUAAUCUCUUUAAAUUGAGGAAUUGUUUGCACGUACUAUUUUCCCUCGUGCAAGAAACUAAACAGUGACCUCUGAACAAUCGUUCUUUGUCUGCAGAAGAGAGGAGAUGUGGCAUCUGCUUAAAUAGACCAGGUAAUUGCUGCUAUAUUGGUGUGUAUUCAGGCUGCUGACUUUCAGGAAUCAUUGUAAAUAAACAGUUGGUUCAAUUGUAUCUAUACUGCAGUUUAAUUCAAGUAUUCUCACAUAUGUUGUGCCCUCCCCCUUUCAAAUUUACAAGUUACCUUAAAAUAUACACGUCUAAAUUGUGUGGAGAUGAAUGUUCUUUUAACCGAACCCAAAUUGCCUUAGAAAUCUCAUUUUAGACUGUCAUCCUGAAAUUUGAUCACACUUGCUUGCAAACUUGGUGACUUCCUUGCAGAGGGUCCCCAGGCUUUUUGCAUGGCGGGUGUUUUACUAAUUCAAAUGCAAACUAAAGGGAAGAUGCUUAGUUUUGCAGCAGAGCGUGCCUGAUGGGAGAUGAGGAGCCGAGGGGUCUUGUUGAGUGGAGCAGGCUGAGCUAGCUGGAGGAGUUAGGCAUUGGCCCAAUGUGGGAUCUUAAUUUACAGUCUCCAGCUGAGCACUGGAGGUACGACAGUUUCGAAAACUUGGCUGUGUAAUGGAGAAAUGGCUUCUGUUGAAGAAAAACAAUUAAAUUUUAGCUGUGCUGCUGUCCUGGGGAGGGAAGUCAGCUAAUAGGAUUUUAAAAAGGUGGACAGGAAAAGCAAUAUUGCAAAAACCAGGACUCCCCCAAAUUUGACAAAUGCUACAUUUCACUUCCCUUCCCCUCGCCCAUCCUUUAUGGCAAGUCACACAGUUGUGAUAACAGUAAAAUAUAGUAGUCUGAAGUAUAGUAACACAAGAACUCAAGUAAAACGUGAUCACCUCUUUAGUUAAUGCUUCUGGAAUACAGAUUAGACCACAGCCCAAGCUAAUGCAUUAGGAGUAGGCCUCGGUUCCCCUGCUGCGGGUCACCUGCCAGCUGUAUGCUGACAAGCAUAAAAAAAUCACAAUCAGAUCAUUUCUUAAAUAUCAUUCUUUGUAGCUUUUUCACAGCAUCUUCAACCGGGAAAGGGAAAAAUUGGCUUAAUAUGAAUCGGCAGAAAGCAUUCAGCAUUGCUAAUGGUGUAUGAAUAUGUAAACAAUACACUAGUUAAUGUAUUGAAUAAUAAUCAUGAGCCUUUAAGUGACAUAUAUAGCAAUGUCUUCUUUUACCUAAAUUAAGCUGAACAAUAAAUAGAAAUAUUAAUUGCUUUAAAUCAUAGAUAGUUUGUCACCUACUAUUUCUGCGUUUCUUGCAGCCAGAGCUUUUCUUCUAAUCAUAAUCGGUCGCUGUUAGCAUUUAGGCAAAAAAGGGUAUCUGACAGACUUCAUUGCGGUGGGGGGCAGGUGGUGGUCUUCGCACGUGACAACCCUGAGGGGCAGCCUUGCUGCUUGCAGUUAGUGGGGCAGUUAAGUAGAUUCCAUCUAUAGCUGCAUUUUGUCUGCGUGCUACUUGGAUUGGAUUGUGGUAGAAUUUUAGUUUAGAGAAUAUAAAGCUUAAAAUCUACAACCAGCUACGGGCCAGAAAAACAGUUUAACUUCCAGUAGGCAGGUGUGUACAGUGUUCUUGUAAACCAGUGAUGUAAAUGUGCCUUUCUGAACUUUAGAAACUUAAUUUUGUAGUCUUCAGCAACAUUCACUUAUUUUAAGCAGCUUCCAAUUCUCCCAUUAUUUUUUUUGGGUCAUAGCCGUGUUCUUGCAUCAGCGUUUCCCUUCAGUAACGUUUGCUCUGUAACAUUAAGGUCUUGGCAGGGGUACCCAGCGUGGUCCAUCGGCGACACGGCCACGGGAACACAACACAAUCAGGUUGACCUUGUUCCUGCAGCAGGCGGCGAUAAAGACACAGCCAUAGGCUUUGCUGGAACAAGCACUUUGUAAAUCCUUUCCUAAUUUAACUUACUCCCACUGCAAACCCAGAUGGACAGUAUGAACAGUUUGUUGUGGCAACACAAGUAUUUCUCUUCCUGGUGGAGAACUUCGCUUAUCCACUGUAUUCUAUUCAGUGUGGUGUCAAAAAAUAAGGUAACUGAGCACUGAACCAGUAAUGUAUACUGCACCUGGCCUAGUAUUACAUUUUUAACCUUACUUGUAUAUCCUAUAUUUAUCUACUAGCUUGUAGGGGGGCGGGGGGAGAUCUCAUUUCAUUUAAGCCAAAUGUUUCUUUUCUACUUUAACUGCUCAUCAUAGUACACUCUAUCUGGCAAGAAUUUUUUUCUUGCCUGUGACUGCUCUGCAAGGAACAACUGCUCUCCACAGUUCAGACUUGCAUAUUUUUUUCACCAAAAUUUGUCUGGUCCAAGGUUGUCCUUUUGUUUGUAAUUGUUUAGCCACGUACACAACUGGAGAUGAGAUUUAUGUAAAGCGGAAGUGCAGAACGCCAGCUCUCAGAACGCUUUAGUGUGGUGAGAAGGGAGCACCAAAACUCGAGGUGAUUGCAGAGAGAGCUCCUUCUUAUCGUACAGGCAGAAGGGGCUUUCGGGGGGGAGGGUAAGAUGUCAGUGUGAGAACGGAGUUUAGAACUUGGAGAGAGGCAUGGACAGUGGACUUGUAUCAAGAGCGGGAGGCCAGAUAUGAGGAUUUUGCUAAAUCAACAGAAAGAAUAACACGUGGUGGUCAAAAGUUUCCCCAACAAUGUUUCAUUACUGAUGUGUCUGUGUCUUACUGAUGAGGUAAUCGGCACCUUGAAAACUGAUUCCAAUGUGCUUUAGGAUAUCCUCAAGUACUGUAGUGCCAUAGUUGUAAUUGUUUACCAUUAAAAUCUAGUGUGUAAUUUCCAGUGAGGAUUACUGACUGUGCUCAUCUUGUGUGUUUCUGGAGCAUUUCCAGGUUGAAUGUGAAUUCUCUCUCAUUCACACAGUGUGUUUAUGGAAAAUGUGCCAUUAAAGUGUCUCCUUUCCUUUGAAGAUGAAACUCCUCUUGUCCUUCUGCAGGCUUGCAGAAUGCUAUUAGUGUAAAUCCUUUGAAUGCAGACAGCAGAGUAUUUUAACUUGAUCUGGGAAAACUAAAGAAAGCAAACUGAACUAUCUAGCGCCUCUCCUACUACUUGGUGUCCAAACCCAAGGAGGACCUGACGCUCAACUGCGAAGGGCCUUGCCACCCCACAGCUCUUAAUUCUUGUCCUCUGUAUGGUCAGAGUCCAUCCUUGCAACCUCGUCAUUCACUUGGGGUUUUUCAUACAUACUCCUGUGUUUGUUACAACUCUGAGCCUCCGCUAUUUAUGCCUGCCCAAAAAUGAAGGUAAGUUCUGAGCAGGAUGAAGAGACAGAAGG